Messenger RNA from Cylas formicarius (sweet potato weevil), 1956 nucleotides. RefSeq names its product juvenile hormone esterase-like. Bases 262 to 1911 code for a protein of 549 amino acids. Lineage: Eukaryota; Metazoa; Arthropoda; Insecta; Coleoptera; Brentidae. The record is from RefSeq and is a predicted model, not a curated record. The transcript is spliced from 10 exons.
AUUCAAAUAUACGACUAAGGGAUUAGAUACAAUAUUGAGCCCACUAACCACGACAACUAAGUCAAAUAAGUUCUGAACGAUAUGCGAUGUACGUAUCGUUAAAUAGCAUAUCAUCAUCAUAGUCAAUAUUAAAAUUAAUCGCACAAAUUUUGCGUAAAACCUAAUCAGGGAUCUGUCGGAUCGAGACAUCUUAUACAUAUAAGUUCAAAUUUUUGGCAAUUGCUUUUUAAUCGUCUUUCGAGUGUUGACACGAUAACCACCAUGAAUACCACAAUUCAACUUUUGUGUUUGAUCGUCUCGAUCGAUUUAGGGUGUGGCCAACUGUUGGUGUCGUUACCUGAAGGCCUAGUCCAAGGAAGGGAAGAUGUCAGUCCCGGCAACAGGACCUUUCACGCCUUUCAAGGGAUACCGUUCGCUACCCCUCCUCUGGGAUCGUUACGGUUCAAGGCGCCUUUGCCAGCGGAAAAGUGGAGCGGUAUUUUGAACGCGACGAGGUUGGAAAACAUAUGUUAUCAAGUCACUCUCGACUCAGACGACGAGAGCGAAGACUGCCUGUAUUUGAACGUCUUCACGCCAGUGCUGACGGAUAAGACUUCGAGCAAACUACCUGUGAUUUUCUGGAUAUAUGGCGGCGGUUUUAGUCACGGUUCGGCGAAGAACACUGGUCCAGACUUCUUCAUCGAACAAGACAUCGUAAUGGUGUCGUUCAACUACAGGGUCGGACCGUUCGGCUUUUUGUCGACCGGUGACAACGUGAUCCCCGGAAACGCCGGCUUGAAGGACCAAUUGCUCGCGUUGGAAUGGACCAAUCGCAACAUCCAUCUGUUUGGCGGCGAUCCCACCAAAAUCACUCUGAUGGGGGGCAGCGCUGGCGGCGCUAGCGUCGGUUUUCACAUAUUGAGUAAACGUUCGAGCGGGUUGUUCAGGGCCGGUUCGGCCCAUAGCGGUUCACCGAUAAGCGUCUGGGCGUAUUUGGCCGACGCCAGGACCCACGCUUUCGACUUGGCUUACCGGGUAGAGGGCAUGCGGAUCGCCGACGACAGCGACCUCCUAGCGGAUUACCUCAGAAACGUGUCGGCCAAGAGCAUUGACGUCGCAUCUACCAAAACCGACGAGAAAACGGCCUUGCCGACUGUCGAGAAGGAGUCUGACGAUGCGUUUUUGACCGACGAAAUGUACGAACUGCUGAACUCUGGCGACUUCAACAGGGUGCCGUUGCUCAUAGGCACGGUGUCCGAGGAAGAAAUCCAUAUUGCCGCAAACCUGGACGAUUUGAACAACAGGCUGGCGGUCAUAGAGAAAGAUCCGUCAGGCCUCGUCCCCAGCGGGCUUACCCUCUCCACCAACUACACCAGGUCCGAAGUGGGCGAGGAAAUUCGAAACCUAUAUCUCGCAGAUAGCGAGGCAGACGAGGAAUUGGGGCAUGUCGUCCGAUAUUACAGCCACAAUCAGUUCUCGCGGGCUGUAAUUCGACAUGGUGAGAUGCAGGCGGCUCACACGCCCGUCUAUUUUUACAAGUUCUCUUACGUCGGCCCCAUGGGCUACACCAGCAGCAACGUUAGCAUUAAAGGAGCCGAACAGAUCGAUCAUUCUGGCGAGAAGUACUACAUCAGCAAAGUGACCUCCGGCGAAUACGAUAACUCGGACUUCUCUAAGUUCCCGGCCUCGGAUGUGCUAACCUUAAGGCGAAUGGUGUCUAUGUGGUCCAAUUUCGUCAAAUAUUUAAAUCCGACACCCGAACCGAGCGAUUUGCUCCAGAACGUCACCUGGCCCUUGGUAGUUCCCGGAGAGUACCAGUACUUGGACAUAGACGAAGAUCUGGUGGUCAGAAGCAUUCCCAAGCAAAAAUACUAUUUAGCGUGGAAGGACAUAUUUGACAAAUACGGAGCGCGACCUUUUCUUACGUAUUGAAAUUUGUAAUAAGUUAUUUUAUUUUUAUAAUAAUAUAUUUAUUUU